AUGACCAAAGAGACAACCCCCCCAGUCUCUGAAUCCGUCUCCAAAGCCCGUCAACCUCCCUCCCUCCCAACCUCUCCUCUCGCAAAACGCACCAAGACAGAGACCGCAGACAUGACUGCCCCCGCCAUCUAUACCCCCGAGGUUGCCGUCGUCGAGGAACUCGAGGAGAGCGUCCGUGGUGCCGGUGGUUUCGGCAGUACUGGCGUUUAA
Penicillium antarcticum is the source of this 210-nucleotide messenger RNA. RefSeq lists its product as uncharacterized. Lineage: Eukaryota; Fungi; Ascomycota; Eurotiomycetes; Eurotiales; Aspergillaceae. The record is from RefSeq and is a predicted model, not a curated record. Bases 1 to 210 code for a protein of 69 amino acids. The transcript is spliced from 2 exons.